Molecule: messenger RNA, 1856 nt
Organism: Corylus avellana
Lineage: Eukaryota; Viridiplantae; Streptophyta; Magnoliopsida; Fagales; Betulaceae
Product: MATE efflux family protein
Biological process (GO): xenobiotic detoxification by transmembrane export across the plasma membrane
Cellular component (GO): membrane
Molecular function (GO): xenobiotic transmembrane transporter activity; antiporter activity
Source: RefSeq, a predicted model, not a curated record
CCUCUCUCUCUCUCUCUCUCUAAGACAUUUGUUUACAGCACGCUAAAAUGUGUCGUCUAACUUCUUCUCCCUCCGACGAAGCCAAUUCAAACCACCCUUUCCUUCUGCCAAUCAAAGAAGCAGAGCAGCACAAGAUGCUUACAACCCAAUUGAUUUCCAAGCAAGAACCAAAGCAAACAUACAGAACAGAGAAAACCCAUCUUUCCUUGGCUCUCAAAGAAGCCAUUUCCAUUGCCAACAUAGCUCUCCCCAUGAUACUUACAGGCCUUCUGCUUUAUUCCCGCUCAAUGAUCUCCAUGCUCUUCCUCGGCCGCCUCGGUGAUCUCGCGCUAGCAGGCGGUUCACUCGCCGUCGGCUUUGCGAACAUCACCGGCUAUUCUAUUCUCUCCGGCCUCGCCAUGGGGAUGGAGCCGAUUUGCGGCCAAGCUUUUGGUGCCAAAAAACACACCCUCCUCGGCCUCUCCCUGCAGAGAACAAUCCUUCUGCUCUUUUUUACUUCAAUACCAAUUUCUCUGCUCUGGCUAAACAUGAAGAAAAUGCUUCUCUUUUGCGGCCAAGAUGAAGCUAUAGCAACAGAAGCACAAUCAUAUCUUCUCUAUUCUCUCCCGGACCUCUUUGCUCAAUCGCUUUUACACCCAUUGCGCAUCUAUCUCCGAACGCAAUCAAUUACUCUGCCUCUAACAUUUUGCGCCACUCUUUCAAUUUUCCUUCACAUACCCAUCAACUACCUUCUUGUUUCGCACCUUAAUUUAGGAGUCAAAGGGGUUGCUCUUAGCGGCGUUUGGACUAAUUUUAACCUUGUCGGCUCUCUAAUCCUCUACAUCCUCAUCUCCGGCCUCCACAGGAAAACCUGGGGAGGCUUCUCUGCAGAGUGCUUUAAAGAAUGGAAAUCUUUACUAAAUUUGGCAAUUCCGAGCUGCAUUUCAGUCUGCCUCGAGUGGUGGUGGUACGAGAUAAUGAUUUUGCUAUGUGGGUUGUUGUUGAAUCCCAGAGCAACCGUGGCUUCCAUGGGCAUUCUAAUCCAAACGACGGCGCUUAUCUAUAUAUUCCCGUCAUCGCUUAGCUUUAGCGUAUCCACGAGAGUUGGGAAUGAAAUCGGCGCAAACCAGCCCAGAAAAGCGAAGCUGGCGGCCAUUGUAGGAAUUUCCUGCAGCUUCGUAUUGGGGUUUUCGGCAUUAGUGUUCGCAGUGAUGGUGAGGAAGAGUUGGGCUACCAUGUUCACCAAAGACACAGAGAUUAUAAAGUUGACAUCACUGGUUUUGCCGAUAAUUGGGUUUUGCGAGCUCGGAAACUGCCCGCAAACGACGGGCUGCGGUGUCCUGAGAGGGACGGCGAGGCCCAAGGUUGGUGCACGUAUAAACCUGGGAAGCUUCUACCUUGUGGGAAUGCCGGUGGCGGUCGGAGCGGCGUUUUACGCCGAGCUCGACUUCCGGGGGCUGUGGUUGGGGCUUUUGGCGGCGCAGGGCUGGUGCGCGUUGACCAUGAUGGUGGUGUUGGGUCUGACCGAUUGGGAGUUGGAAGCCAAGAGAGCCAAGGAGCUGACCGGCGCUGCCCCUGUCGAUGAAAGCCUAGAGGUUGAGGAAAAGAUGCUAGUCAAAGCUGAAAUCAUGGAAGAUUUUUUAAAUUUAUCGGGGGAUUUACAUCAAGCUAAUAACUCACCCGUUUAAUUUUUAGUUUUUUGUUUUUUUUAAGUGAUUUACUGAUUACUAUCCUAGGCUGUACAUGGGGAAAGUACUGAGGGAGAGAGAGAGAGAGACGAUGAGAAUUUUGUAUGGGCCUUGAUUUCUGGCGGAAGUUGCUGCUGUUUCCAAUGAAAUUCACUCAGACCCAGCCAGUCUGGAAAAGCAUUUGAAUAU